AUGCCUCUCGGACCCGGGCACCCACCGACGAUUGGCCCUAUUAAAUCGUCAAAGUUCCAAUUUGUCGACCAAGGUCCGGAGCUGGAAAACUACUACUCCCAGGACGACCUCCUGGUGGUUGGUACCAAGGCAAAUGCUCAAGACGAGAGACAGGAAAAUGCCUCUGGGCCUCCCAAGCGUUUCCAGUCCUCGGUCGAGGCCGAGCUGUCCCCUACAGUUCGCAGCGCUCCUUCCUCCGACCUCCCUCCUUUCUUAUCGCCUUUCAAUACAAAUCAUGAACCGAUCUUGCCACAUGCUCCCAUAAAACGGAGAAGAACUGCAGAUGCCAUUCCGCCAGAAUAUCAGGCCAGGCCCAACCGAUCGCCCAACACUGCCUACGACCCAAUUCGGUCCCAAUACAGAAUUUACGACUUUCCAAAAGUUUUUAGCUCCACCAGCCCGGACGGCUUUCCAUAUAUGCCCGAGAAACAUCACGUUCCCAAAGUAGUAGAGGCGGAAUACCGUCGACUGGCAGAUUCGGCUGCGGCCAAGAUCCCAGAAGACCCUCUACUCUCUCCCGCCAUUUGGAAAGAAGAUUUCUACUGGCCGAACAAAUACACCACUACGCAAUGCGCCUGUUUGAUGCGAUACUAUAUUGAAAAUCUUGCACCAUGGUUUGACGUGGGAGACCCAGCCAGACAUUUCACGUUGGCAGUCCCUCAACGAGCCAGGCGAUGCCCUCCGUUACUCAACGCGAUCUUUACUCUAGCAGCAAGACAUCUUGCUUCGCUCCCUCGGUUCAAGACGACAGACGGUGUCAUCCAGUACCAGAACAUUCUGCUUCCCAAACUGACCGAGGACACUGCUGUCAAAUAUCAUAAUGCGUGUAUUGCGUACCUCAUCAAAUUGUCUAGCGAUCCAGAACAUGUUCGCGACGAGAAUCUGCUUGCUGCUGCAGUCAUUCUCCGGUAUUACGAAGAGAUUGAUCCAUCACUUACCAACGAAGAUAGCAAGACGCUCAUUCAUACUUUUCAAUUAUUUGUCAACGCCCAAGCAAAUCCUUAUGCUUAUAUGAUGGACGACGAGAAACAUCCUGAAUACCUAAGACCGGGGUCUGCAAUCGGGUUAUUCGAAAAUACUCUCGCUUACUUGAAAAGUUUCCAGCAUGCGUCAUUUCGAGUGGCUCUCCGUCAAGAGUUGACAAUCGCUUUUCUGAGGCAAAGGCCUGUACGGCUACCUCUAGAAACGUGGACCAUCCUGCAAGGUUUUGACAAAGCAGAGGAUUUCAUCUGGUCCGACCGACACCUUUACCACUGUGCGAAAGUUUUACAAUUCUGCUUUGGCGGUGAUGGCGGUACGGGCAAGACACAAAUUGAACGAUGGAGUGAGCUUCGAGAUUUUGAGAUCCAAUGGGAUCAAUUCAAGCCGUUGUCGUUUGCGCCUAUUCAUUACCAGGAGCCAGAUCGCUCCAAGGGGGAAUGUCUUCCUCAUAUAUGGUACAUGGCGGAGGUCCAUGCUACGGGACUGUUGGCUCUGGACCUGGCUCGGAUUCUAUUGACAGUCUACAACCCAAAAAUACCGCGAAUUGGCCCAGGGGUAACAGCAGCCCAAAAGAGAAUUGCAGAAGAAGUGCAUGACAUCGUAAUUCGACUCUGCGGGACUGCGAUGUCUCUGGGAGGGACAGUAGCAUCAAAUGCUUCUUCACAGCCAGCAAUGGUACAAGCGUACAUGGCGGUUGUCGUCUGCGGGGAGUACUUUUCGGAUCCGCUCGAACAACGGGCUCUGAUGGGCAUUUUGGACAGGUUGAGGGACGAACAUGGUUGGCCCACAGGAAAAACUGCUAUUCAACUGAAAAGGGAAUGGGGAUGGCCUUGA
Cladophialophora psammophila CBS 110553 is the source of this 1854-nucleotide messenger RNA. RefSeq lists its product as uncharacterized. The coding region runs from base 1 to 1854 and encodes 617 amino acids. NCBI's taxonomy places the organism in Eukaryota, Fungi, Ascomycota, Eurotiomycetes, Chaetothyriales, Herpotrichiellaceae. Gene Ontology annotation, cellular component: nucleus. Gene Ontology annotation, biological process: positive regulation of transcription by RNA polymerase II. The transcript is spliced from 3 exons. The record is from RefSeq and is a predicted model, not a curated record. Gene Ontology annotation, molecular function: DNA-binding transcription factor activity; transcription cis-regulatory region binding.